This is a messenger RNA of Durotheca rogersii, 1530 nucleotides long. Its product is annotated as kinase-like domain-containing protein. The transcript is spliced from 2 exons. The record is from RefSeq and is a predicted model, not a curated record. Bases 1 to 1530 code for a protein of 509 amino acids. Lineage: Eukaryota; Fungi; Ascomycota; Sordariomycetes; Xylariales; Xylariaceae.
AUGCAGGAAAAGAUCUUCUGCUAUGCCAAAUUCAAUGUCGACGCUCUUCUUGCCCUUGCCGAAAAGCUUCGGGGCCGACCAUGCACCUGCGACGUGUCAAAGCCACCCAAAGCUGGCAGCCUGAACUGGGUCAUUUUUGUCUCAUUUGAUGAUGGAAUUGACUGGGUGUUUCGUUCCCCGCGCACCGGUCCGUCUACGAUCCUCACCGACGAAACUGCCUCCAAGAUGCUAGUGAGCGAAGCAUCCACUUUGAAAUACCUGAGAGCUCAUUGCUCCAUUCCUGUUCCGGAAGUUUACUCUUAUAGUGGCUCCAAGGACAACGAUGUUGGGGUUCCGUAUAUUCUGCAGAGCAAGGCUUCUGGUCGUGCCCUAUCAGAUUACGACUGGGCCGAUUGUUCCCGUGAACCAUCGGGAUAUAAAUUGCCUUGGCCACUCCUCCCCCUUUCGGAUCACGACCGACAGAAUAUCAUGCGUCAGCUCGGCGCUAUCAUGUCUCGCCUAUCAGAGAUUCGCUUUGAACAGAUCGGGUCAAUCUUUGAAGACCGUCAUGGUAACUUUUCCAUCGGGGAAUGCCUCUCCCCGUCACUUCUCUGGCAAUGGAGAGACUCGAUCGAAGAAGCAAUAGAUCGAGGCCCCUUCUCUGAAGAAGGCCAGUACUUGAACUCUCUUAUCUCAGCAUUCACCUCUCAUGCCAAAGAGCUUUACCUGACACCACAUACCUUUUUUGCACCGAUUCCCGACUCUCUCGAUUAUCCCACUUGGGAUAGCUAUAGAGCUGCUGCAAGACGAUGGAAUGACUUCGUAGCAAUCGGCAACAAGAUAGAGAGUAGCAAAAACCGGCUUUCGUACUGUAUUGCAGGCCAGUUCCUGCACAACAUGAUCCCUCACCUUUCUUCUACGGCAAAUGGCGGUUUCACCCUUUCUCACCCAGAUCUUCAUUCUGGCAAUAUAUUCGUUGACGAAGAUCUCAAUAUCACUUGUAUCAUUGAUUGGGGUUCUGCGACAUCUGGUCCUAUCACUGAGUUGCUCACUACCCCAGGACUAGCAGGGUCAGCAUCGCCACCAUCGAGGUCACAAAUUACUGCCUUUAGGUCAUGCUUCAACCUAGGAGUCCCAAAGAUCGAUCCAGACGUCUGGAAGAAAGCCGACAGGAUGUGGUAUUUUUCUCGGCUAGUUCGUCUACUUUCCAAGCAGGAUUAUAAUCUCUUCAAAACAUUGUACGAACUCGUGUACGAGAUAGAGGAUGAAGGGGCGGUAGGCUCGGUGGAUUACGCUCGGCUCUUCCACGAGCAGGCUCAGCAGGAGGGUAACAAGCAACUUUUUGCCAAGCUACGCGAGGAUGACGCAUCGGAAGAAGAAGUAAAGGAAAGAGAAGAAGCAGCAUUUCGCCUCGAAAAAAAAAAAAAGUCGAACAGCCUUGCCGUCGCAAGAAAGUUGACACUGAUGUCGGAAAUGAACCCAGGUUUCGUGGCAGAUAAGAGGCUGUGGCGAUGGAUUGGGGAUGCUUUGGGGCAAGUUGACUCUGUAUAG